UGUAGUUCGCUAUGGAGGCGGCUCGUAAAGCACUGACUGUAGUUGCAGUGCUAGGCUCGGGAGCUGGUGUGGGUUCUAUUCUGUUUGCUUUAGUGACCCCAGGAGAACUACAGAAGCAGUUAAUGCUGCAGGAGAUGCCGGAAAGGGACUCGAGGCGCAGGGAUGCAGCAGUCAGGACCAAGGAACUGGUGAUGGCUACCCUGAAGGAUGCCGCAGCCACGAAGGAGAACGUGGCCUGGAGGAGGAACUGGACAGUUAGAGGCGACGGCAGGUCAGCAUGACACCAGAGCUUGCCCAUGGUCGUGGGAAUCUGUAAGGCACCUUUCUUGGUGCUCUGGACAUGAAGUCGGGAUUCAGGAGACAUACCAGGACUCUCUCAAAGGCACAGGGAGCUGCUGUUGGGGGAAUGAGUUUAAUGAGCACAUCGAGUGACAGGGUCGGAUGUGUGGAACCAAAGGAACUAAUAA
Molecule: messenger RNA, 467 nt
Organism: Rattus norvegicus (Norway rat)
Lineage: Eukaryota; Metazoa; Chordata; Mammalia; Rodentia; Muridae
Source: RefSeq, a predicted model, not a curated record